AAUAUAUAUGUUUAUAACAGAUGCAAUGGUUGGUCACAUUUCUGGGUGUAGUACUGCUUGGUGUGGACAUCGGCCUCAUUGUCGGCGUUAUAUUCUCCAUAAUAUUAGUACUCUUAAGGUUUACGAUUAAUGAAAGCGAGAGAUUACAUGAGGAGAAGCCAAGUGUUCACACAAUUGUUUUGGACUUUUCGUCCAUAUUUUUCAUCGACAGCACCGGCGUUGAGACGGUUGUCGAGUGUAUCGAAGAAAUGGAUGAGUUUCACAUCAAAGUGAUUAUCUGCCAGUGCUCUCAGUCUGUGAUAGAAAUGCUGGACAAAUGCAAGUUCUUCGCCAAACUACUGUCCCCUCAUAUCUGUGCCACCGUUCACGACGCGGUCGUACAAAAUGACACAACUAUUGCCUGAUAUUAUCAUAUGUUUUAGAUUACAUUAUUUAAUUAACAUAUUUUUAAUUAUAGUAAUUAUUUUUUCAAUUGUAUUUAUAUUUGACAUCUCACUUUUAUAUACCAGAG
Molecule: messenger RNA, 511 nt
Organism: Oppiella nova
Lineage: Eukaryota; Metazoa; Arthropoda; Arachnida; Sarcoptiformes; Oppiidae
Source: the annotation of a GenBank genome assembly